Nyctereutes procyonoides (raccoon dog) is the source of this 1585-nucleotide messenger RNA. RefSeq names its product charged multivesicular body protein 6 (gene CHMP6). The transcript has 8 exons. Lineage: Eukaryota; Metazoa; Chordata; Mammalia; Carnivora; Canidae. Gene Ontology annotation, biological process: vesicle budding from membrane; late endosome to vacuole transport via multivesicular body sorting pathway. The record is from RefSeq and is a predicted model, not a curated record. The coding region runs from base 21 to 626 and encodes 201 amino acids. Gene Ontology annotation, cellular component: multivesicular body; ESCRT III complex.
GGGGCGCGGGCCGGGGCGCCAUGGGCAACCUGUUCGGCCGCAAGAAGCAGAGCCGGGUCACCGAGCAGGACAAGGCCGUGCUGCAACUAAAGCAGCAGCGGGACAAGCUGAAGCAGUACCAGAAGAGGAUCACUCAGCAGCUGGAGAGGGAGCGGGAGAUCGCGAGGCAGCUCCUCCGGGACGGGAAGAAGGACCGCGCCAAGCUGCUGCUCAAGAAGAAGCGGUAUCGGGAGCAGCUUCUGGACAAGACAGAGAACCAGAUCAGCAGCCUGGAAACGAUGGUCCAGAGCAUUGAGUUCACCCAGAUUGAAAUGAAGGUGGUGGAAGGGCUGCAGAUUGGAAACGAGUGUCUGAAGAAGAUGCACCAGGUGAUGUCCAUAGAAGAAGUGGAGCGGAUACUGGAGGAGACCCAGGAAGCCGUGGAGUACCAGCGGCAAAUAGAUGAACUAUUGGCAGGAAGCUUCACUCAGGAGGAUGAAGAUGCCAUCCUGGAGGAGCUGAAUGCAAUUACUCAGGAGCAGAUAAAGCUCCCAGAGGUUCCUUCGGAGCCCCUUCCCACAAAGGAACCAGAAAAAGUCCCCAUCAAGGCCAGGCCCAAGCAGGUGGACCUGGUGGCAGCCUCCUAACUGGCCUCUUUGCAUGGGACUGGCAGGGACUCCCCAGAGACUGGGGCCCACAGAGUUUGGGUGCGUGGCCAGCCCUGACCCGGCUCCCAGGAGGCCGGCGCCAGGCCAGGCCGGUCAGGUGCUGACGGCGCAGCGUGGCGCACACAGGGCUUGAUACCAGGAUGACUCUACGGAGCGUUGCCCUGGCGCUGCUGUCUUGCUCUCAUUUCUGGAUUAAAUGGCAACAUUUGGACCCUCCAGCCAACACAGCUCUGACGCUGUGGUUCCCACGCGGCCACAGGCAGGCCCAACGCUCCUGGUGCCGGCACACUCCUGUCCCUGGCCCCGUGAGGCUCCACGGCUGCCUUCUCUGCAGCCCGCUCUCCGUUUGGAGGGCGCGUCGAGCCUAGCUUCCUUGCCCUUCCUUCCCUCGCUUCUUCCUGCUGCUCCCGACGGCGGCCCGGCAGCACAGUGGAAGAGUCCCUGCCUUGGCCUGGCUUCCUGACCUGCCCAGUUUCCACGUCGUUUCAGGGCUGGAAACCUCUCCUCUUCUGUGUCGGCGUUCUGGGGCGUCGGGCUGGUCGGGGAGGACGCACCCCUGCUGGAUUGGUGGCUGCAGGACCACCGAACAGUCCCCGUCACAUGCGGCUGUGCACGCAGAGGCGGCCCCACCACAGAGGGACGUCCCGGGGAGCCAGCGGUCUCACUGGAGUCCCCGGAGGUGCUGACGGGGUCUGCUCUGGUGGCCGCGGCCCUGCUGCCUGGGACCCUGCCGAGCACCCCGGGCUCUCUGACCCGCCGUCUCUGAGUCAUCAGCUGCAGGGCAGAGGCUGUGGAGGGUGGUCGCGGCUCCCUAGUUGACGGUUCAUCUUGGUUUCAGACAAUCCCAGUGACACGUCCCUCCCAACAAGAACAGAAAGGGGACCCUCCCAGCCCCUCAAACAGGUCAGCCCCCUAUUAAAGUCGAUGCCUGCAUGGUC